Molecule: messenger RNA, 273 nt
Organism: Colletotrichum costaricense
Lineage: Eukaryota; Fungi; Ascomycota; Sordariomycetes; Glomerellales; Glomerellaceae
Exons: 1
Coding region: 1-273 (90 amino acids)
Source: RefSeq, a predicted model, not a curated record
AUGCAGAAGCCUGGAACCCCGGUUCCCGUGGGUUGCAAUGGCCAAUCUCCAAACCGCCCAAAGAACCGGUUUCCCAUCCAGGGCAAGGAUAUGCGCCGCCUUGGCCUGGCCCUGGGGGCCCUGCCUGCACUACCGUCACCCUCAAGUCUUCUCGCUACUGCGCCGCGGUCCCCCCAACCCUCUCGAACAAUGCUCAUCCCGGCUUCCGGGAUCCCUGCUCCACCUCAGCGGGGAGGGGCGGCAUUUCAGUCAUGCCCGCCGCCUCACCUUUGA